AUGCCACUUCUUAAAUGGCUACAGCAAAAUGUUAAAAAAAAUAGACCAAAAAAUAUAAUAGAAGAUUUAGAUGAUGAUAGACGACAAGCAGAAGAAGAAACAACAAAAAUAAGUUAUGAUGAAGAAGCAGUGAUUCAUCAUGAUGGAAUAAAAUUAGUUUAUUUUGCAUCAGCAACACCAAGUCAAAAUGUGAUCGAUUGUCUCAGUGCAUUGCAUAAAGAUGCUCAAACUUUUGUUGAUGAAAUCAAAUGUGUAGAAUAUGUUAAAUCUACAACAGAUAAAGUAUUUUUAAUAAUUGAUGGUGCACCAUCAACAACUCUUAUUGAAACAAUUGAACCAUUAAUACAGAUUGAUUCUGUAUUUGUUUAUUCUUCAUCAUCAUAUACCUUUACUACAAUUAGUCAAAAACAACAUAAUUAUAUACUUAUUUUAUGUGAAAAUGAAGAUACACUUUACGAUUCAAUAGUUAAAUCUUGCGAAGAACUUGAUAAACAAACAGCUGCAUUUAGUAUGUUCAAUAAAAAAGAAAAAGAAAUAUAUGAUCUUUCAAAAGAACAGGGUUCAUUUUUAUUUUUUCAAUUAUUUAAAUUUCUUUUAAAAAAUUUGCCGAAAACAUAUGAAGCAAAAAAGACAAUGAUAAGAAUAUGUCGAAACUAUUAUCGAAGAAAUUUAACUGAAUUAGCAAAUAUCGAUGAAUUUGAUCAUACAUAUAGAUCAUCUGAUGCUAUAUCAUGGUAUAUGAAAGAAACAUUUCUUUACAAAUUUAUUAACAAAACACUUCAAACACAAGAUGUUGAUCUUAUUUAUCAAUUUCGGUUUUAUAUUACAGAUUUAAGUGAACAACUUGAAUUAAUAUUUAAAGAACUAAAAGAAAAACAAAAAGAUGUUUUAAAACUUUAUCGUGGUGUACAAUUAAAUCAGGAUGAAAUGACUGAUUAUCAAAAUAGUGUUGGAAAUUUAAUAUCAAAUAGUGGAUAUUUAUUAACAAGUAGCGAACGUUCAGUUGCUUAUGAUUUUGCAACAAAAUCUGCUAAAUCAGAAGGUGUUGUACGUGCUUUAUUCGAAUAUUUAGUGGAUUUAAACGUUGUUCAAAAUAUUGUUAUUGCUGAUAUUGGACAAUAUUCAGCAUUUCCUGAAAAAGCUCACUUUAUGAUUGAUAUCGGAGCAACAUUUCAAAUCGAUUCAUGUGAAUAUAAUGCUAAAGAAGAUCUAUGGCAUAUUAAAGUUCAUGCAACUGAUAAAGGUGCUGAUUUAGCUGCUGAAUAUAUUGAAUAUCAAAAGAAAAAGAUGACUGAAUCAAAUAUAGCAUUAAUCUUUGGUAAUUUACUUCUUGAAAUGGGUGAAUAUGCUAAAGCUGAACGAUAUUUUGAUACUAUUCUUAAUUCAUCAAAUCCAAAUAAUGAAGAAAUUGCUUGUAUAUAUUUUAAUUUUGGUCGUACACAUCGAUUAAAAGGCGACUUUGAUCGUGCAAUAAACUGUUAUAAUCGUGCAUAUAAUUUACAUAUAAAUGCUCGACCAGAACGUUUAGCAAGUGCUGGAAAAACUUUAAAUGGCCUUGGAGUUGUUUAUAGUGAACUGGGACGGCAAGUGAAAGCUGAGGAAUGUUUUCGACAGGCUAUGGAAUUAUAUAAAAAAAGUAUUCCAAAAAACCAUGUUGAUGUUGCUGGAACAUUAAUUAAUUUGGGUACUAUUGAUUGUGAUCGAAAAAAUUUUAAACAAGCAUUGAGUAAAUAUCAAGAAGCAAAGAAAAUUUAUGAUAAUUCUCUUCCACCAGGUCACCCAAAUCGAGCACUACCAAGAGUUAAUUUAGGUAAUGUUCAUUUGGCAACUGGAAAUUAUGAAAGCGCUCUUCAAGAAUAUGAAUCAGCAUUGAAAUUACAAGAAGCAUCAUUACCAGCUGAUCAUGCAGAUAUUGCUCGAACAUUACAUAAUUUAGCGAUUGUUCAUACACAUCGAGGAAAUAUGAACGAAGCAAAAAAAUAUUUAGAACGUGCAAAAGAAACAGCUGAUCGAACAUUAUCUUUGAAACAUCCAGUUAGGACAUUAAUUGAUAAAACAGAAGUUGUUUGA
Rotaria sp. Silwood1 is the source of this 2070-nucleotide messenger RNA. Lineage: Eukaryota; Metazoa; Rotifera; Eurotatoria; Philodinida; Philodinidae. The record is from the annotation of a GenBank genome assembly.